Messenger RNA from Syzygium oleosum, 1772 nucleotides. RefSeq names its product 7-deoxyloganetin glucosyltransferase-like. Gene Ontology annotation, molecular function: UDP-glycosyltransferase activity. The transcript has 2 exons. Lineage: Eukaryota; Viridiplantae; Streptophyta; Magnoliopsida; Myrtales; Myrtaceae. The record is from RefSeq and is a predicted model, not a curated record. The coding region runs from base 49 to 1503 and encodes 484 amino acids.
UUGCCAACUUUGGCUCUGCCUGGCAUUCACUGGGACACAGAGAGAGAGAUGGACACCCAACCAGCCACAGGUCAGAGAAGCCAUGCCGUUUGUAUCCCAUCUCCAUACCAAAGCCAUAUAGGAGCAAUGCUAAAACUGGCAAAACUUUUACAUACAAAAGGUUUCUACAUAUCCUUCGUGAAUACAGAGUACAACCAUCGACGCUUACUCAAGUUGAGAGGCAAUCGAGCACUGGAUGACUUCCAUGGCUUUCAGUUCCUAACCAUCGCUGACGGCCUUCCACUCACGGAUGCAGACUCGAGCCAAGACCUCCUAGCUGUAUGUGAUGCUAUCAGAAAGAACAUAUCUGCUCCAUUUUCUGAUCUCAUCUCCAAUCUCAACCACACCCCAUCGAGGUCAGAUUUUCCUCCAGUCACAUGCAUUUUCUCCGAUGGAUUCAUGUCAUUUGCCACCAAUGACGCUGCUCAAGAGUUCGGCAUCCCUAUCAUAAGCUUGUGGACGAUCCCCGCCUGUGCCUUCAUGGGAUUCAAACAAUACCGGACACUGAGGGAAAAGGGUCUGACGCCAUUAAAAGAUACCAGCUACUUAACAAAUGGCUAUUUGGAUACCGUAAUUGACUGGAUUCCAGGAAUGAAGGACAUUAAAUUGUGGGACCUGCCAACCUUCCUUCGUAGCACGGAUCCUGAUGAUAUUGUGUUCAACUUUACCAUGGAUGCCACUGAGAGAGCAAAUACAGCCUCAGCAAUGAUCUUUCAUACCUUUGAUGCCCUUGAAUCAGAAUUGCUUGAUGCUCUUUCAUCCAUGUAUCCUCGCGUUUAUGCAAUUGGCCCCCUCUCAUUACUUCUCAAUAAACUAGUUAAGGAAGAGAGCCCCCUCAAAUCUAUAGACUGCAAUCUGUGGAGAGAAAAUAGAGAGUGUCUUCGAUGGCUUGACUCGAAGGAACCGAACUCAGUGCUAUACGUUAAUUUUGGCAGCAUAACUGUCUUGACAAGAGAAGAGCUUAUUGAGUUUGCAAUGGGACUAGCCAAUAGCAAACAUCCAUUGUUGUGGAUAAUUAGGCCCGACCUUGUAACUGGGGAUUCAACAGUUCUUCCCCAAGAAUUCAUUGAAGAAACAGAAGGAAGGAUUAUGCUUGCAGGUUGGUGUCCACAAGAGGCAGUUCUUAACCACUUUUCAGUUGGAGGGUUCUUAACUCACUGUGGAUGGAACUCUAUAAUCGAGAGUGUGUCUGCAGGAGUUCCAAUGAUUUGUUGGCCAUCUUUUGGGGACCAGAGGACAAACUGCACUUACGCAUGUAGUAAAUGGGAGAUUGGUAUGGAGUUAUCAGGUGUGGUCAAUAGAGAGGAAGUGGAAAGGCUAGUGAGUGAAUUGAUGGACGGAGACAAGGGAAAGCAAAUGAAGAAAAGAAUCACAGAGUGGAAGAGCAUAGCACAGGAGGCAACAGAUCCUAAUGGGUCAUCGUCCAUAAACAUUGACAAGCUGUUGAAUGAGCUUCGGACUUAAAUACAGAAUCAGACAUCUGCUUAUGGAACUCUGCUAUAACAGAAUUCUUCUUCACAACAGCAUUAUACUUUGUUUAUGUGUAACUGAGAUGAGAUGUAUACAGAUCAUGUGUGUUUCAAGAGGUUUGCAGACUACCUAGUUCAUCUAUCCUAUAGACUUGUUCCCUACAAGAAGAGAUGUCUUUCCUACACCCAUCUUCUACUCUUCAUGCUUAGUCAUAACUUCAAUGAUAUCUAUUAGCAUACUUUUCUCCUGGUUUUCAUACACAA